Messenger RNA from Dermacentor andersoni, 1007 nucleotides. Its product is annotated as RCC1 domain-containing protein 1-like. NCBI's taxonomy places the organism in Eukaryota, Metazoa, Arthropoda, Arachnida, Ixodida, Ixodidae. The record is from RefSeq and is a predicted model, not a curated record.
GGCAAAUGCUCUAUUCGUCACAGGCACGACUUCGUGAGGGCAGACCCGAGGCAUUGGUAUGCGAUGGCUCUCUUCACUGUUUUCGAAUGUGCUCACAGCCUUUUAGACUACGGCUCCAUGGUUUACGGCUCAGCCAGACAGUCCUACAUCCAACGACUUGAUCCAGUACAUAACCUUGGACUGCGACUGGCAAGUGAGGCCGGCGUUGCUGAGCUCCGUGGCCUUGGUGGCCCAAAGCAGAUAGGCGAAGGGGCUAUCAAGGCGGUCCUGGGCAUACGCGGACACUGGCUGGUGCUUUGCGAGAAGGAGGCGCUUCUUGGACGAGGCCGCGGGCCCCUCCUGGCACUGGGGCCGCUACAAGCGGCCGCCCUGGGUCCCACUCGGGCAUUGCUGCUGCACCUCAAUGGCUCCAUGCAGGAGCUGCAACUGGAUGACUGCAGGUUGAGCCCAGUGCCGGUGGCGGGUCGGGUGUGCCACGUGAGCUGCGGUCAUGACCACCAGCUGGCACUCACUGUAAAUGGCCAGCUGCUGAGCUGGGGGCAUGGCGGCCGCGGCCAGCUGGGCCACGGUAGCCUUGACUCUGAGCAUUCGCCACGACUCCUCGAGCCCUUGGCAGGUGUGGCCCUAGUAGGAGCCACUGCGGGUGGCUGGCAUUCUGCCGCACUCAGCGAGGCCGGUGACCUCUAUCUCUGGGGCUGGAACCGCGAUGGCCAGCUGGCCACCGAUCCGCGGCAAACGCCGCUAUCCACGCUGCCGUUCCUGCUGGAUACACUGCUGGAGGUGCGCGCUGUCAGCCUCGGCUCGCGCCACACAGCUGCUCUAGCAGGAAACGGCUCAGCCUGGGCCUGGGGCAGCAACAUUUAUGGACAGCUGGGGCCCAGCGCAGAUGGGAUGACGCAAAGCGCCAAGCCUGUGGAGGUCGCAGCUGAGGAUGCAGUCGCUGUGGACUGUUCACCUUGGGCCACCCUGGUGCUCUCACGAACAUCAAUAAAAUUAUGAAACUAGUG